This is a messenger RNA of Trichoderma virens Gv29-8, 657 nucleotides long. RefSeq lists its product as uncharacterized. Gene Ontology annotation, molecular function: oxidoreductase activity; antioxidant activity. The transcript has 2 exons. Bases 1 to 657 code for a protein of 218 amino acids. The record is from RefSeq and is a predicted model, not a curated record. Lineage: Eukaryota; Fungi; Ascomycota; Sordariomycetes; Hypocreales; Hypocreaceae.
AUGCCAAGAACAAGAUCGGCCGUGAAUCGUCGCACCUCCACAACAAAGAAGGUCGAGACAAAACCACCACCAAAGGUCCCAAAACCAUCACGCGAGCAAACGGCCAAAGUUGUAAAAAAAUCCCGCCCUAAGAAAGGAAAUGAGACAAGUGAUGAAAAUACGGCGCCCAUUAUAAGCGUUGGAUCCAGAGUUCCAUUGACCGAUGACUUUGGGGGAGCACUCUAUCUUCACGAUGGAACCAAAACCUCGCUGAAACAGCUCGUGGAGGACAGCAUUAACGGGAUUAUUGUUUUUGUAUACCCGAAGCCUCUAGAUGAGGAUGACGACCUUUGCGGUGAGUUUGACCAUGCUCAGCUGGACUGGGAUCCGGCAGAAAUGAACACCAUAGGCAUCUCACGAGAUUCUGUAUCAUCACUUGCUGCGUUUGUGGCAAAGGAUGAAGGCCCGAUACAGUUUGUUAGUAAUUUAGACGGAUCUUUGAUGAAGGCCAUGUCGAUUACUUCGCCUAAGGGUGUUAUCAAACAGGGAGGCUUUAUUAUAUUGAAAUCAGGAAUUCUACUAGCACGCGCAAUUGGAAAGACAGAUAAAAUUAUGGAUGGUAUAUGCAGGGUCUUGUUUCCUUGGAUGGAGGAAAAUAUCGAGGAAAUGAGCCAGUAG